Messenger RNA from Pelobates fuscus (common spadefoot toad), 1121 nucleotides. It is a transcript of the gene PLLP, whose product is annotated as plasmolipin. The record is from RefSeq and is a predicted model, not a curated record. The transcript is spliced from 4 exons. The coding region runs from base 193 to 729 and encodes 178 amino acids. Gene Ontology annotation, biological process: myelination. Gene Ontology annotation, cellular component: membrane. Gene Ontology annotation, molecular function: structural constituent of myelin sheath. NCBI's taxonomy places the organism in Eukaryota, Metazoa, Chordata, Amphibia, Anura, Pelobatidae.
GGUACACGCCUCCCUGCACCUCGCUGGGAAUCACGGGGCGUUGGUGGAGAGACAUGACACACACAAGUCCGAACUGACUUCCAAAUUAAUCCCCGUACUAUUGUUCUUUAACGAGCAGCAGACAGCCUCCCUCCUGUCACCUGGAUAGACCUGAAAAACUGGUUCUCAAGUGGAUCCCAAUUACACCUCACCAUGGCUGAAUUUCCAUCCAAAGUCAGCACCCAGACCAGCACUCCCGAGGCGUCCGGAUCAAACGGCAUAAUGGGCUUCUUAAACCCCGACCUUGCCUUCCUGAGGUCCAUCCCAGGAAUCUUAAUGCUUGUAGAAAUCUGCCUGGGGCUCCUGAUGUGGGCGCUAGUGGCAGACAGCCCCCAUUUCUCUAUCCCACCCUACGAGUACGUGUUAUUUGUUGGCGUGUUCUGCUGGUUGGUAACCCUGAUCCUCUAUGUGAUGCUCAUCCUGCAACUACAGAGGAAAAUGACGUUCAUUCCCUGGAACUUAGUGUUGUUUAUAUAUAAUGUGGCAGCCUUACUGCUGUAUAUCACUGGGUUCUUUACCUGCGCUGCAUCCGUGGACCCAUGGUCAUAUAAAGGAACCUCGCCGUACAAUAAGAGAGCUGCUGCCUCGUUCUUUGGCUGUUUGGUGAUGAUCUCAUAUGGUGCGAGUGCCUUCUUCAGCUUUAUGGAGUGGAGAGGAUCUCCUGCUAACGCAGCCUCCGCACAGGCCUGAUCCUGGAUUUUAUUCAUCAUUACCACUUUUUACCGGUUUUUAAAAACUUCCACAAACUGAAUAUUAAUUGGAUCUGAUUUUGAUUCUGAAUUGGAUACCUGUGCGGGAUUACAAGACACUAUUAAAUAUAUUUACAUGUAUAAAUGUAAAUACACCUCUAUUUAUAAUGACACAAGCAGAAUGUGGAUAGCACCUAAAGUUCAGGAAUACUCCGGCAUGAAGAAGGAAGCUUAACGCGGGCCCUGGAAGACGCAGAGAUUAUCUGUACAUGGAAGGACUGAUGUAUAUUUCUCAAGGGGUCUCUAUGCUUCAGGUGUUACGAGUGCAUUGCCAAAUGCAGAAAUGGGAAUUGAGAAAAUCAAGUCGGUUUAAUAAAUUUUUCAAUAAUAUAA